Messenger RNA from Boleophthalmus pectinirostris (great blue-spotted mudskipper), 5025 nucleotides. RefSeq names its product protein phosphatase, Mg2+/Mn2+ dependent, 1Bb (gene ppm1bb). Gene Ontology annotation, biological process: protein dephosphorylation; positive regulation of canonical NF-kappaB signal transduction; positive regulation of canonical Wnt signaling pathway. NCBI's taxonomy places the organism in Eukaryota, Metazoa, Chordata, Actinopteri, Gobiiformes, Gobiidae. The transcript has 6 exons. Gene Ontology annotation, molecular function: magnesium ion binding; protein serine/threonine phosphatase activity; manganese ion binding. The coding region runs from base 389 to 1537 and encodes 382 amino acids. Gene Ontology annotation, cellular component: nucleus; cytosol. The record is from RefSeq and is a predicted model, not a curated record.
UUGUUCAGCACCCAAAGUCGAAGGAAAGCUCUGGCCUUUCAAUGGACGAAAGUGCUAGAUUUGUCAGUGUUUUAUAACAGAUUUGUCAGUGUUUUUUUUGUUUCGGAGCGAUCGGAAUUGCCUGCGUUUAAUGCGAGGGACAGAACUGGCGUCAACCAUGCGUAAAAAUCAACGCUAUCCAAGCAGGGGACCACCGAGAAAGGAAUUAUCGCCGCUCAUCUGAGGCCAAUCGCGAUUAUUUUUGUCAAAUAAGGAAACAUAUCAUAGUUAGCUGGCUGGCGUUAAUUUCGCAGACGGGCAGGAUAACGCCUCUUCUUCAGUAUCGAGCAAAACUCAGGACGAAAUCAGGAUUGGAUUCGCGUAUCGACAGGAAAACGUGUAGGCAGCGAUGGGUGCAUUCCUGGACAAACCCAAAACAGAGAAGCACAGUGCCCAUGGCGAGGGGAACGGGCUGAGGUACGGCCUGAGCUCCAUGCAGGGCUGGAGGGUGGAGAUGGAGGACGCGCACACGGCCGUGGUGGGGCUGCCCCAUGGACUCGCCGACUGGUCCUUCUUCGCCGUGUACGAUGGGCACGCGGGCUCCAGAGUCGCCAACUACUGCUCGGGACACCUGCUGGAGCACAUCCUGUCAGGCGGCGCGGACUUCGGCUCCAGCCCCUGCUCCGUGGAGGGCGUGAAGGACGGGAUCCGCUCCGGCUUCCUCAACAUAGACGAGUACAUGCGCAGCUUCUCGGACCUGCGCCAGGGCCUGGACCGCAGCGGGUCAACGGCCGUGUGCGUGCUCUUGAGCCCCACACACCUAUACUUCAUUAACUGUGGGGACUCGCGCGCCGUGCUGUGCCGCGACGGCACCGUGGGCUUCUCCACACAGGACCAUAAACCCAACCUGCCUCGAGAGAAGGAGCGCAUCCAGAAAGCCGGGGGCUCCGUCAUGAUCCAGAGGGUCAACGGCUCCCUGGCCGUGUCCCGGGCGCUGGGAGACUACGACUACAAAUGUGUGGACGGUAAAGGCCCCACGGAGCAGCUGGUGAGUCCAGAGCCGGAGGUGUGUGUGCUGGAGCGUGCCGGAGAGGGGGACGAGUUUAUCGUUUUGGCCUGUGACGGCAUCUGGGACGUCAUGUCCAACGAGGACGUGUGUGAGUUUGUGCGCUCCAGACUGCAGGUGUGUGAGGACCUGGAGAAGAUCUGCAACUCUGUGGUGGACACCUGCCUGCACAAGGGGAGCCGGGACAACAUGAGCGUGGUGCUGGUGUGUUUGCCUGGAGCGCCCAAAGUGUCAGAGGAGGCUCUGAAGAAAGAGGAGGAGCUGGACAAGUAUCUGGAGACGCGUGUACAAGACCUCCUGGGGGGCUGUGGAGAGAGUGGACUGCCUGACCUGGUGACCGUCCUGAGGAGCAUCGCGUCUGAGAACAUCCCCAACCUCCCCCCGGGCGGAGGCCUGGCCAGCAAACGCAGCGUUAUCGAGGCGAUCUACAACAAGCUGAACCCUCACAGAGAAGAAGAAGGGACUGGAGGUGACCUGGAGGACCCCUGGUAGCGUGGCACCCAAACUUCUCUCUGUCCGGCCUCCUCGACGACAUCGUCCCGAAGAGGAGCCCCAACUCUCUCUCUCUCUCUCUCUCUCCAUCGCGCCGUGUUUAUCUCCACAAAAUAAUCAACAAAUCAUCCAAAAACAACACAACGUAAACAAAUGAGCGGAGAGGGCAGGAGUGAGUGAUUACGUCUGAAUGCUAGUUGUGCGUAUGCGUGUGUGCGUGUUUGCGUUUGCGUGCGUGAGAGGAGAAAAUUAAACAAAUAACCACGAAAAUAAAAUAAAAUACGCCUUCAAAAAAAUUCAGAAAUGAUUUUAUGAACUGAGAUAUUGUGAUGGUAGAAUUUUACCAUUGAGAUAUUCUGUUUUGAUUUCUUGAAUGUUGACACCCGACUUCACCGCGACGAAAAAAAGGACCUAGCGUGUUUGUGGUUUAAAAGAAGGACAGUUUCGCUUUGACGAAAAAAAACAAAGCGCUUGCGAAAUUUUAAGCGAAUCGUUUUGGGGAUAAACUUUUCGAUGUUGAUUCCUUAUUCUCCUGGACCUUCUUGUGUGUGUGAGAGUCCAGAUCAUGAGAUAAAAAUGCCUAACAUCCCUUAUCGCUUUUUCGCCCUUGGACACAUAUUAAAACGCAAACAUUUACAUACAAGUACAUACAAAGGAAACGUCGCGCCCCCUGGUGGACCACUCAGGAACUGACGUGGUAAAAUACAAAAAAAACAAAAAAAACAUGGUCAUUGGAGAUUUGUCCGUGAUAUUAUUUAAGAUAUUUAAGUCCAAAUAGCGAUCCAGUGCCUUCACGUGUUUUGUAAGAUUGUACCGGAGUUGUCAACAGCGGUGAGAGUCGUGUACAGUGACGUUUAAAGGGGAUGUACCUGAGUUUUUUACGCUCUAUUCACGCUUACGUCACAAACCAGGAAGAUUUUUAGUAUGGAAACAUGCGAUGACAACUUCUAGUAUAGUUCCCGACUGUGAUAAAACCCACUGAAGUAAAUGUCGUCAGCGGUAAAAUGAAGAUUUCAUACGUAUGUGCUGUUUGGAAUCAUCUUGAAUUUGGCUUCCUCAUCUUUUCUAGGGCUUAAGAAGCUGAUACGAUACAUAGGUCACGAUACGAUACAUAUCUGGAUAUAGCGCACUUUCGAUUCAAUAUAUUUCAAAUUUAUUUGCUAAAUCAUGGCUCUGAUACUAAACGUCUUUGUUAAACCACGUCUCGUGCAAAGUUCAUAUGAAACACAAGCAUUUUAAUCCUCAAAACAGUGAAAAUGUCAAAUGUGUCGCAUAAACGCAUUAACACGAUCAUCUGAGAAAAUAAUAUGCAAAAAAAUAGAUGAGAAUGGGACAAGACGUGUUAUAACUCAAAUAAGACUAUUGAUACUAGGACUGGGUAUCGUUAAGAUCAUUAAAUCAUGGCUGUGAUACUAAAAGUCUUUGUUAAACCAUGUCUUGUGCAAAGUUCAUAUAAAAAACAAACAUUUUAAUCGUCAAAACAGUGAAAAUGUCAAAUGUGUCGCAUAAAUGCAUUAACACGAUUGUCUGAGAGAAUAAUAUGCAAAAAAAUAGGUGAUAAAAAUAAAAAUUGGAGAAGACGUGUUAAAACUAUUGAUACUAGGACAGGGUAUCAUUAACCAGCUCAGUAUUGUAUAGUAUUCCCUCUAGUUUCAUUAGUGCUGAAAUGAAUGCUUCCAUCACAAAAGGGACCUGAAAUGCAGAUACAGAUUUUAAGAUCGUUAAAUCGUGGCUGUGAUGCUAAAAGUCUUUGUUAAAAAACGUCUUGUGUAAAGUUCAUAUAAAACACAAACAUUUUAAUCCUCAAAACAGUGAAAAUGUCAAAUGUGUUGCAUAAAAACGUUUCCUUCCUCUGAACAAGCAACAAAACUGUAGCACUGUAACAAAAUAAUUUAGUAAAAUAACAAAAAAUACUCUUGGCGAUAUAUCGAUACAGCAGCCCACGAUAUCGAUGCAAUAUAACGAUAUUUCGAUAUUUUUGCACACACCUAACCACUUCUAAUCGCGUGUCAGCGGGGAAAUGAUCAAAACUGAGGUGUGGUUGUAAUUGUUGAUUAGCUGAACAUAACAGAACGCUUCAAUUACAGGUAGAUAAAGAAAAGUGGGUCAUUUUCUAAUUUUUCCUAGAUUUUGUCAGACUUACUACCGCGAACGGAGCCCCCCGGAAGUCGUCGUCGCAUUUUCCGAACGUCUUCCCGGUUUGUGACGUAAGCGUGAAUAAAGCCUACGGUCUUAAAGACUUGAGAAAAACAAAACAAAAAAACAGAGCAAUGAGUUUAUAAGUACUUUUCACAGCUUUCAGAGACCAGAGUUUUGCCACCACGGUAACUAGCAUGCAAACAGCGUAUCAGCUUUACUACAAUAAAGCGCUUUACGAAAAGACGCAGAACGCAACGGUCUCGUUUUGACCUCAAGAGCUGCGCUGGGACAAAACCAAAUGUACAAAAUAACAAAAUAAAAAAACAAAACACGGUAGAACUUUACGGUAGAACUGAGAGCAAAGCACUUAUGAGCUAAAAUGUGCGUAUUGACUGUAUAUAGGGAAUUUCGCUGAAGUGGCUAAUGUCUAUAGAGAGAUACUAUUUUGGUAAUUAAUUAGCCAUGUAUUAACAUUUCUGUGGUCGUCAUAGCAACGUUUAAGAAAUCAGACGCCAUUUUGGAUGUGUAAUAUUCGAACGGCACUGCUGCGGCUCUCGACUCCAUCUAGUGGUACGCGUUGGAAUAGCAAGUCCCACCGCUUUUACGUGUGUGUUAUAUUCGGCGGUUCAGAUGAAAAUAUCGUCACGAGAAACAUUUCAAGCGGGAUUUGAAAACGAUUUGACCGCUUUUUGUAUUUUGAGCCGACGUCUGCUCCUGAUUGGUCCGUCGAGAGAAAGAGGGCGGGACUUUACGCCACACUCACCUGAGCACCGCAUGAGGACUUCUAUAGGAUUCUUCGUGUACAGCGUCGUCAUUUUUUUUCUUUAUUGACCAGCGCUUGGACAGCCAUUGGAUUAAAAAAAACUUAAAACGUGACUUAACCGUGAAGGACCUCUGGACUCCUGCCGUGUGCGAAGUGGAUUUCAAAUGUUUUUUUUUUUUGUUUUUUUUUUCUUUGUUGAUGAUUAGACGAUGAUAAUCAUGACGGGGGCUACAUGGGAAGUUGGUUCACUGCAAGCAACAAAAUGAACUCAUGGCAAAUUUGGGGGGAUUUUCGGGGGCUUUGUUGAAUCACUGGUUGGUUGGAGCAGGACUUUUGGGCCCGAGUCGCUCAAAAACAGUCAAAGUGGUGGACUGUCCUGAAGAUGGAGGAAAUCGAUAUAUUUUUUUCUUUAUUUUUUAUGUUGUCCAUGAGGUUCCUAGCUGCUCGCUGUGUAGAGUGAAUGACUCCCUGUUUUAACCCCUUCUGGUUUCAGACUGCAUUGGUAAUGUUUGUAUUGCUGUUGUUUGAUGCACUCACAUUUGAUUACAGAAAGCGUCUAUAUAUGAAAUAAAAGACCUGCCAAGGA